UUGUGCCGAUGUUCGGAGAUCUCAAAGAAAAUGGAUCCGAUUAUAAGUGAGAAAGCGCUGCCCUGAUCCUAGGAACUGGGAAGGGGCAGACAGUUCGAUCCUCUAUGGUUCAUCAAGCAGCCAAAUCCCAAUGUUUUCAGCUCUACUUACAAUUAACACCGCAACUUGGGAGGAUAGCAGAGACAGCUGAAUCUCAUCGAGUUUCUCACAUGCAACUUACAAGUAUGAGCGCUUGCCUUUUUCAUCUUAUAGGUAAAACGUUCCGCAAAAAGUUCGAAACUGCCAAAUGGACCCUGCGAACACUAACAGGCGGCGCCGCGGCAACCACCCCCCGCCACCCCACCACUUUCCUCACCGCCUGCCCCAAAUGCUUAGUUGCGCAAGGGUUGUUUAGCGUGGAUCGAAGCUGCCCCACGUUUCCUGCAACUGAGAUCACCAGUAAACGCCAAGACACAGCCAUGGCUUUCUCACCAGACACAUCGGGGAGCACUAGCUCCAAGGAGAGGCACAACGCUAUCUUUACCUACCAGAACCUCGCCGCCGGAUUCUCGUCGAGCGGCAGUCGAAGCAUGGUCGUAAUAAAGGAGAUCCUUCAAUAGCAUUCGAGAAAACCAACAAAAGGAGGAGAGGUGAUCGGGCAACGAGGCACAAUGGCGGACCCGUUCGAAGUCCGGAUGCGCUUCACUAGCCAGCUCCGCCAGCUCAAUGCUUCGGUAACGUCGGCGCAGAAAGCGGCGCAGUAUGCCCUCAAAUAUCGGGAUCUGGCCGAGGAUCUGCACUCAUGCAUCCUGGAGCAGCUCGAGAGGGUGGGUUGGAAU
This is a messenger RNA of Canariomyces notabilis, 818 nucleotides long. RefSeq lists its product as uncharacterized. The record is from RefSeq and is a predicted model, not a curated record. The coding region runs from base 105 to 599 and encodes 164 amino acids. NCBI's taxonomy places the organism in Eukaryota, Fungi, Ascomycota, Sordariomycetes, Sordariales, Chaetomiaceae. The transcript has a single exon.